Messenger RNA from Bursaphelenchus okinawaensis, 731 nucleotides. Lineage: Eukaryota; Metazoa; Nematoda; Chromadorea; Rhabditida; Aphelenchoididae. The record is from the annotation of a GenBank genome assembly.
AUGAAUCUAUCAGAAUCUGCUGCUGAUCAAUCUACUACUGAUGUGAAGCCCAAAUUCAACUCUACUUCAACUCAAAAUGGCCAUUCUCAAUAUCUUCCACCCGGUUUUCCUCCACAUCCAGCAAUGUUUUACAAUCCAAGAAUGGGAGAGAUGCCUUACCCACCCCCUAUGCACCCCAUGCAGUUCUAUCCCUAUCAUUUUGGAUAUGUAAGUUGUUUUAUCUCUUUAAGAAAACGCAUAAUUUUUAAAUUUUUACGAAAUUUUGUAGUUUUUUUUUAGAAUAGGUAAUAUUCAAUGUUUUUGUCGCAAAUAUGCAUAUUUAUGUUACGUUUCAGGACUUUGGAGGAUCAGGUAUGAACGCACAGCAAAGCCCACAACAGUCUUUGUCGCCAACUUCACCUUCUCCAGAAAACAACUCGUUAGAAGAUGCUGCUCCUUCAACGGCCGCUUCAUCAUCUGCACAGGUUCCUCAAGCGUUCCUUCCUCCUUCCAUGGCCAUGAUGGGUUCUCCAGAAUUGAAGUAUGAUCCAGAGUAUCGAUUAAAGCGUGCUAAGAACAAUGAAGCGGCCAAAAAGUCCAGAAAACGACGCGCUUUGAGAGAAAUGGAGAAGGAGAACAAGAUCGAGGAAUUGCAGAAGCGUCUCAACCAAAGGGAACUUGAACUGGCAGAAGCUAAAGCUGAACUGAAGGUGCUAAGAUUGAGAAUCGCUGAUCAGAUCACUAUCAAUUGA